AUGGGGUCUGGUUGCUGCAAACCCCCAACAAAAUGUGGUUUCACGUUCGUCAACCCUACUUACUGGAUAAGUCCAAUAGAUAUGUCUGCAGAUAUGGAUUGUCUACAAUGGAGUAACGAUCAAAACACUUUGUGUUACAGUUGUGAUUCAUGCAAAGCCGGUUUACUCGCGAAUCUCAAGGUGGAUUGGUUAAAAGCGGAUAUCUUUCUCCUUUUGGCGCUAAUCGGGUUGAUAAUCGUUUAUAUAAUCGGCUGCUGCGCUUUUCGAAACGCGAAAACUGAGGAUAUUUUCAGAAAGUAUAAGCAGGGUUAUACAUGA
Molecule: messenger RNA, 318 nt
Organism: Thlaspi arvense
Lineage: Eukaryota; Viridiplantae; Streptophyta; Magnoliopsida; Brassicales; Brassicaceae
Source: the annotation of a GenBank genome assembly